AUGACUUUAUCUGCUAAACGAAAAUUGGCUUUUCAAUGGUUUGAUGAAGGAUUAAAUUUUUUUAUUACUGGUAGUGCUGGAUGUGGUAAAAGUUAUAUACAUAAUGCUAUUGCUUCUAGCGAUCAAAUAUUUAAAAAUAUUGCAGUAACAGCUAGUACAGGAAAAGAGGCUCAUCAAAUUAAAGGUAUGACUGUGCACAGUUUUCCAGGUUUUGAAAUAGGUACAAAAUCUGUCGAUUAUUAUUACAAACACAUGCAAGUAGAUGUUUUAGAAAGAUGGAGAAAUACACACGUUUUGAUUAUUGAUGAAAUUUCAAUGCUUAACGCAGAAACCUUUGAUUUAUUACAUAAUUUAGCAUGCAAAAUAAAUCAAUGCAAUGACAAAUUGUUUGGUGGGAUACAAGUUAUUACUUGCGGUGAUUUCCGUCAACUGCCACCUGUAAAAGGUGAUUAUGUUUUUAAAUCUGCAAUAUGGAAAAAAUACAUGUUUAAUGUUAUCAAACUUUCUGAAUCUUUUAGACAAGAAAAUAUUGAAUUUUUUAACGCUUUAAACGAAAUACGACUUUGA
This is a messenger RNA of Hydra vulgaris (swiftwater hydra), 567 nucleotides long. RefSeq lists its product as uncharacterized. The record is from RefSeq and is a predicted model, not a curated record. Gene Ontology annotation, biological process: telomere maintenance; DNA repair. Lineage: Eukaryota; Metazoa; Cnidaria; Hydrozoa; Anthoathecata; Hydridae. Gene Ontology annotation, molecular function: DNA helicase activity.